AUGCCUCUUAGGUCUCCCGAGCGCAAACAGCGGCAGACUGCACCUCUUCGCCGGCGACUCCAGGCUGCGGUCUACUAUGACCCAUAUCUUUCGUCUUCUUCGGCCACAGAGCAUGCGGGCGGCGGCACAUUACCCGAUCCACGCGAACGACCUCGCUCAGCGCGGCUCCCUCAUGACCAAGACGAUGUUGCACUUGAAACUGCGCGUGAACGAAGCUCUUUGUCAUUAACAUCAUCAUCUGUACCACCUAAACCACUCUUGGGACCUGAAGUGGGGCCUUCGCCUGCGUUCAGACGCACUAGGCGUAAGCAUCAACAACAUCAACAGCAGCAACCUCUAAACCAUCAAAAGGAAACUGAAAAUCACAUUCAAAAUGACCAAUAUCCUCAUCAUGAACAUAUGAAAACCUAUCCAAGCAUUACUUUAAAUGAAAAAGAUUUUGAAAUUUUGGAAAUCAUUGCGGCCAUGGCUGAUGAAGCGACAGCCAACAUGGCUCCACCGCCUUCUGAAUCUCUCAGUUUUUCUCAUCUUUAUGGAGCCUUUGAAGCUUUCAUGAUUGCAAAUAGAUUGACACCUCAAACAUAUCCUACCUACCAUACCAUCUUUAUGGCUCUGCUUCAUCUAUCAUCCCUUCUUACAGAUCCCGCUGGUUCAAAGCUUCUUACUUGGCGUGAAUGUGUAUCUCUGCUAGUUCGCGCACAAAGUGACAAGGAACUGUUUCGAGCCAAAAUGCAAAGUCUACGCGACAAACUUACAGCAUUUGAAGAUGAUAUGCGUGAACGAUUUUUAUCACUGUGGUAUUUUUCCUGCUGUACUCUUACACAUCGUCGUGCACAUCUCACAUCUAUGGCCGACGCGCGUCGCGAAAAAUCACUACCACAAAGUGUACUUCAUCGUUGGAUUGUGAAACAUCACACGCUUGCACAAAACAUGCAAAGAGCUGAAGCAGGAGGCACGUUUCUUGCACGCACCCAAGCUAUGGAGCGCUGGCGCACCCAACUUGGACGUAUUGAAAAAAAUGAAAAUUUUGUUAAUGGAUUAAUUUGCAAGAAAUAUUUUCGGAUAUGGGUAGAAAAGACAGCCAUAACAAUGAACCAAUCGCUUGAGGCCGAUGACCUUUACGAAAACACUCUUGUUUUUAAAUCGUUUAAUGACUGGCGUCAAAAAACAGCGGAGACUAUGGCAACUACAUCUUAUAAUCAAAAAAUUGCGACUGAAGUGUUGGAUUUUUGGAAAACUAGAACAGCUAAUGUGAUUCAAAAGGAAGAAAGUGUGAUGCGAAGAAAUAAUACCGAGCUUGCACAUGCGGCUUUAGGCGGGCUAAUUGCAGAGCUACAACUUAUCCAAACAUAUCCAGAACAAGCUGAUGACUUUUACACAAAUACUCUUGCACGAAGAUAUUUAAAAACGUGGAUGCGCGCUUUGAUUUUUAAGCGCAAAUUGUACGAUCUAAAAAACUCUCAAGAAAUACGAACAAAAAGGGCCAUUCUGCGAAAUUGGAACCGUCUUGCACUUGAAUCUUGUGAAGCACGUAACUUCAGUAUCAGUAUGCCAUGUCGGCGCAUGCUCAAGACAUGGCGCCUUAAGCUUGCUCUUGUCAAGGUGGUGCGUGCCAAAAAUGUUGUGCUUGCUAAAAGUGCAUUGAAAACUUGGAGACUUCGAGCUAAAGAAUCCAGUCUUGUUUGCAAAAACGAUAUUAGGGUUGUAUCACUUUUAUUUUCUGAGUGGCGCAAAUAUACAAGUUAUCGACCAAAAGUUUUGGAUGACUGUGAAGCACAGUUUGAGAGUACACAUCAAUUAGCUCUCACUAAAUCACUUUUUGGUGAAUGGCGUGCAAGGGCAAGAAAAAUUCCAAAUGAAGAAACAGUUGCUAUAGAUUUCCAUGAUACCCGUAUUGCCUUGCAUGCGUUUGAAGGAUUUUUUGCAAGAUAUGAUGAAAUUAAGAAUAAGGAAGAACUAGCAGUAGCAAUUGAUAUCCAAGCACUUAAAAACCAAUCUAUGGAACAGUGGAAACUAGCUUUUGUAUUAUCGCGUCGCCGCUAUCGCGAAAAGCAGCUUAAGGAGAUUUUGCGUACUCGUGAAGAUCGAUUCAAACGUUUAUAUUUAGCACGUUGGCUUAAUCGAAUAGAGAAUUUCAACAAAAAGAAAAUGAUGGCAGAUGAAAUAUUAGACAUUAAAACUGAGAUGUUGUCGAAAGAGUUAUUUGUUCAAUGGCUGGGCUGGAACCGCCGUAACUCAAUUAAUCUGGGUGUUGCAGAAAAAAUUGAUGAAGAAUCAGCACUUUAUUCUAGCUUCACAAAGUAUCGAUCUCGAUAUAUUCGCAGUAAAGAUCUUGUCAUUAAAGGUGAUGAGUUUCAACAGGAUUCUACAGCACUGAGUUUGAAUCAAAUUUUCAAAGUUUGGAAUAUUCGUGUUACCAAGAUUGGAUUCAAAAAGCGUUCUGCUAGUGAUUUUCUUGAGCGGAGUCAGGAAAUGCAUACGAAAGCCAUAUGGAAACAUUGGAAACAGAUUACUCAGGAGAUUUAUUUUCAAAAACUUCAUAAUAAUGAAAAUUUUGACAAUGCAGAAAAUGUUGUUCAAUAUCUUGGCUCACUUAAACUCAGCUCUGAUGAGACUAAUUCUUCUUCUUUAAAGCAAUUGCCAUCUUUCCCCCCCUCUGGACGUCUCCGGCGCCAAUCAAUUACUAUUUCUGGCUCUAAUAACAAUUUAUUUGCAAAUAUGCCUGUAUUGCGUCCUGAAGCUACUUCUACUAUUUCUUCUGUUACAGCCUAUGAUUCCUCUCCUACAGGAAGAGGUGGUGGUGGAGAUAUGACAUCGCCCACGUUACGGGUUGCUGCUUCUGCUCGCAAUCGAAGCAGUACCAAGGUAAAUAUUAGUGGUACAGAUCAGGUUACGACACCCCCAGGGGCCGUGGGCACAGGUAUAAGUACUACAUACGCACUAGAAACACCCACAAGGUCGUCACGAAUUCGACGACCAGUGCCAAUGACAUCAAUUUCACGGUGGAAAUUGUCGAUGAAGAGACUAGGAGACACGGGGACUCCACAGGCUAGUCCAGUUCAUGCUGCUAGCGUAAGUCGACUAACUAGGCCAUUUACUCAAGUCACUUCAGGCGCAAACGCAAAUGAUGAACUUUUAUCGUGA
Molecule: messenger RNA, 3144 nt
Organism: Magnusiomyces paraingens
Lineage: Eukaryota; Fungi; Ascomycota; Dipodascomycetes; Dipodascales; Dipodascaceae
Exons: 2
Coding region: 1-3144 (1047 amino acids)
Source: RefSeq, a predicted model, not a curated record